Diutina rugosa is the source of this 4527-nucleotide messenger RNA. RefSeq lists its product as uncharacterized. The record is from RefSeq and is a predicted model, not a curated record. The transcript has a single exon. Lineage: Eukaryota; Fungi; Ascomycota; Pichiomycetes; Serinales; Debaryomycetaceae. Gene Ontology annotation, molecular function: ATP hydrolysis activity; magnesium ion binding; ATP binding. The coding region runs from base 1 to 4527 and encodes 1508 amino acids. Gene Ontology annotation, cellular component: plasma membrane. Gene Ontology annotation, biological process: phospholipid translocation.
AUGCGGUUUGGCAAGGCCCACGGCGACACCAGCACGCCUCCCGAGGCUGAAGAGGGCCCCCACUACACGACGCGCCUGGAGUUCGACGCGAAGCCGCCGUCGUUGGGGGCGAGGAUACGCCGCCACUGGUUCCUCAAAGGGUACUCGGAGAGGCCCCGCUACAUGCAACAGAUCUACAACAAGACCCCGCGGCGGGUGUUUGUCAACAUGGACGUCCCCGACGACAUGCGGGACCCCGAGGGAGAGCCGUUGACCCACUACCCGCCCAACAAGAUCCGCACCACCAAGUAUACCCCGGUGACGUUUUUGCCGAAAAACAUCCUUUUCCAGUUCACCAACGUCGCCAACGUCUACUUCCUCAUUUUGAUCAUCCUCGGGGCGUUUUCGAUCUUUGGCGUCGACUCCCCCGGGUUGGCGGCGGUGCCCCUUAUCGUCAUCGUCUGUAUUACCGCCGCCAAGGACGCGUUCGAGGACUACCGCCGGGCGGUGCUGGACUCCGAGCUCAACAACCUGCCGGUGCAUUUGCUUCUAGGCCUCCCCAACCCCAACACCGACGAGUAUAAGGAGACCCGCUGGGAGCGGUUCCUGAACCGGGUGCUGCGGGCGACGGCGCGGUUCUGGAACAAGUGCCAGAAGCUAUUUAUCCGCAUCUUCUUCUCGGAGAAGGCAAAGCAAAAGCACGCCGACAAAGAGCAGAAACAAGAAGAUUUGGCCCUCCAGACAAUGGCCACCGUCGACCUGGAGGUGACCCCGAGACCGCUGGGGGUGUUCCGCCGCCUGCGCGACUUCCCCCGCCACCUGCGCGAUAAGCGCCACCUGCAAUUGCUGCCGUUGCGGACGCUUUCCCCGUCCAACCGUGCUUCCAGCGACCGCCGCCGCUCCGGCGACCCCCGACCGCUGAUGAUGCUGUCACGGCUGCGCAUCCACCCCACCAAAGUGGUGCCCCACUCCAUCGUGUCCCCCGAGCUUGUAGAGGCCAACGGCGACCACUCCAACGUCACCAAAUUCAAAAACCGCAAGUGGAAAGACAUCACUGUGGGGCUGUUUGUCCGUAUCCGCAACGACGAGGAAGUGCCCGCCGAUAUCAUUGUCAUCUCCACCUCCGACAUCGACGGUAAGUGCCUUGUGGAAACCAAGAACUUAGACGGGGAAACCAACUUAAAGACGAAGACGUGCUUGCCCUGCGGCGGGCUGAAGGUGAUCAAGCACCUGACCGAUUUCGGCAACGUCCGCUUCUGGGUCGAGCUCGACGCCCCCAACCCCAACUUAUACAACUUUAGAGGCACCAUCCACUACGAGAACUGGGACCACGGCACCCUCGUCAACCCCGACCAGAGAGACCCCAUCACCAACGACAACGUGUUGUUGAGAGGGUCGGCCCUUCGCAACACCGACUGGGUGAUCGGGCUCGUGGUGUACACGGGGUCGGAGACGAAGAUCAUGCUUAAUUCGGGUAUUACUCCUUCGAAAAAGCUGCGCAUCCAGCAGGAACUCAACUUGCUGGUGGUGAUCAACUUCCUCCUUUUGUUUGUCCUUUGCUUUGUCUCUGGUUUAGUCAACGGGCUUUACUAUAAUAACAAGAGGGGGCUGCGCCAUUGGUACGAAGGUGAACCCUACCUGCCGACGUCGGCGGGUAACGGGGUGGUGGCGUUCUUCGUGGCGUUGAUCAUGUACCAGUCAUUAGUGCCAAUCUCCCUUUACAUCUCGGUGGAAAUCAUCAAAACGUGUCAGGCGUACUUUAUUCAUGUUGACAACAAGAUGUACUACCAGCCGCUUGACUUUGCCUGUGUCCCUAAGCUGUGGUCCAUCUCCGACGAUUUGGGCCAGAUCGAGUACAUUUUCUCCGAUAAAACGGGGACAUUGACCCAAAACGUCAUGGAGUUCAAAAAGUGUACCAUUGCUGGCAAGCUGUACGGUUUAGCAUACACUGAGGCCAAGCAGGGGAUGGACCGCCGCGCCGGGGUAGACAUCGUCACCGAAGCCGACCGCUGGCGCCGUCUUAUCGCCAAGGAUAAGGAAGUGAUGGAAGAGCGGCUCCAGGAUUUGGGCCCCAACCCGCAGUACGACGAAGCCACCGCCACGUUCGUGUCGCUGGAGUAUGUCGACGACGUGCUUGCCCAGGGGCCCCAGUGCUCCAACAACGAGCACUUUAUGCUUGCGUUGGCGUUGUGCAACACCAUUAUUGCCACCCGUGACGACGACGGCCACUUGCACUACGAGGCCGAGUCUCCCGACGAAGCGGCGUUGGUGGCGGCCGCCCGCGACGUGGGGAUCGUGUUCACUCAACGGCGCCGCGACCGCGUCAUUUUGACCAUAUACGGCAACACCGUCGAGUACACCGUGCUCGAUAUCAUCCCGUUCACGUCGCUGAGAAAGCGGAUGUCGGUUAUCGUCAAAACUCCUGAUAACCGCAUCCUUUUGAUCUGUAAAGGGGCGGAUAACGUCAUCUACGAACGGCUCAGCGGCGGCCAGGCCAAUCCGGAAAAACUCUUGCAAAAGACGGCUCUCCACUUGGAAGAGUACGCCACCGAAGGGUUGAGAACGUUGUGUAUCGCCCAGCGCGAGAUCGACCCCAAGUUCUUCGCUGACUGGACGCGCCGUAACCGCGAGGCCAACGCCCUGAUCGAAGAUAACCGCGACAUUCUCAUCGAGCAGAUUGCUGAUGAAGUCGAACAAAACUUCAUCCUUUUGGGCGGUACCGCCAUCGAAGAUCGCUUGCAACAAGGGGUUCCCGACUCGAUUGCCAUCUUGGGUAACGCGGGGAUCAAGAUGUGGGUGCUUACUGGCGACAGAGUGGAGACGGCCAUCAACAUCGGGUUCCUGUGUAACUUAUUGGAGAACGAUAUGAAGCUCCUUGUGGUAAGACCGACAGAGUCGCAGCUGCUCUAUGACAUCGAGACCCUCAUUGACCAGUACUUGGUGGAGAACUUUGGCAUCCAGGCCAACUCUGACGACGAGAUCACUCGUCUCAUCAAGGAGGCGAAGAAGGACCACCUGAUUCCCUCCAACCAGUUUGGCCUCGUCAUCGACGGUGCCGCGCUCACCCUCAUCUUUGCUAAAGGCGACGGCAAGAAGCCCGACCCUCACGCCGUCGCCGUUCAGCGGAAGUUCUUGCUUUUGGGCAAGCAGUGUAAGUCUGUACUCUGCUGUCGGGUGUCUCCGGCCCAGAAAGCCGCUGUCGUCCAGACGGUUAAGGACACGUUGGAGGUGAUGACCCUCGCCAUUGGUGAUGGCGCUAAUGACGUGGCGAUGAUCCAGGCGGCUAACGUCGGUGUCGGUAUUGCCGGUGAGGAAGGGCGCCAGGCGGUGAUGUCGCUGGACUACGCCAUCGGCCAGUUCCGGUUCUUGACGAGAUUGUUGCUUGUGCACGGGCGGUGGUCGUAUAAACGGUUGGCGGAAAUGGUCCCUUGUUUCUUCUACAAAAACGUUGUGUUUACCAUGACGCUUUUCUGGUACCAGAUCUACACCGACUUUGACGGGCUGUACUUGUACGAGUACACCUACCUUAUGUUCUACAACUUGGCGUUCACGUCAUUGCCGGUGAUCUUCUUGGCGAUCUUCGACCAGGACGUCUCCGACACGGUGCUGUUGCUUGUCCCCGAGUUGUUCCGCUCGGGGAUCCUCCAGAAGGACUGGCUGCAGUACAAGUUCAUCUGGUAUAUGAUCGACGGUGUCUACCAGUCGGUGAUCUCGUUCUACUGGCCGUACUUGAUCUUCUACAAGGCGUUCACUAACAUGGACGGGUUCUUCAUGGGCCACCGGUUCUGGAUGGGUGUCGUCUGUGCUUUGAUCACGGUGACGGUGUGUAACGUCUACGUGCUCCUCCAGCAGAAGCGCUGGGACUGGUUGUCGGUGCUUAUCAACGCCAUCUCCAUUCUCAUCGUCUUUUUCUGGUCCGGGGUGUGGUCGUGCCGGGUGGUCAUCGGCGAGUUCUACGGCGCCGCUUCCAACGUGUUGGGCAACUUGUCGUGCUGGUGUGCCUACUUCAUCUCCAUCGUGUGCUGUCUCUUGCCCCGGUUCACCUGGGACUUCCUCCGGGCCAACUUCGACCCCAGCGACGUCGAGAUUGUGCGUGAACAAAUGAAACAGGGCAAGUUCGACGACUACCCCACCGGGUAUGACCCCACCGACUUGGAGGACAUCGAACGGCGUAACUUGAUCACCAACAUCUACGAAAACAACCCGCACUUGUUGGACGACUUGGAAAAGGAAAUCGAGCAAAAGUACCCGCCGAGAGAACACCACCACAAGGUGACGCGGGCGAUGAGCACCCUCAAGCGGAAGACGACGCUGAACUUGAAACGCCACAAGGACCCUUCGCAAGGGUCGUUGAAGAAGAACUUGAACACCCAGUUCCACCACCCGUUGAGCAUCGACGAGUUGCGCACGCAAAUGAUUAGAGAGGGCGAGUUGACUCCCAACGCCUCGGUGCUGCGCGUGAGCACCACCCACGACAUCCCCGGGUUCCCGCAAGCGGAACUGCUCAUGAAGUACCACCUGGGUACCCUGCAGCGGGACAUCGUUUAA